AUGCGUUUCACACCCUACGCUGCUGCAAGCGCCCUGGCUGCUCUGGCCAGCGCUCAGACUUUCACCGACUGCAAUCCCACAGAGAAGGAGUGCCCGAAUAACCCAGCCAUGCCCCAGACCUUCGAGACUGAUUUCACAGCUGGCAAAGAUGCUAUCAAGGGCUGGAAGCAGACUGCUGGUAGCCUCACAUACAACAACGAGGGUGCCGUGUUCACUGUCGCGAAGAAGGGCGAUGCUCCCACCAUUGGUUCAGAGUCUUACCUACACUUCGGCUACGUAGAAGUCAAGAUGAAAGCUGCCCCCGGACAGGGUAUCAUCUCUUCGAUUGUUCUUCAGUCUGACGACCUUGAUGAGGUUGACUGGGAGUGGAUCGGUGGUGUCGAUGCCAAGGUGCAGAUGAACUACUUCGGCAAAGGUAACACCACGACUUACGACCGUAUGAUCGAGGCCGAUGUUACCAGCACACAAAACGAGUUCCACACCUACGCCCUCAACUGGACCUCAGAGUCGCUGACCUGGCUCAUUGACAACAAGCCCAUGCGCACCUUGAAUUACGCUGAUGCCAACGGCGGUAAGAACUUCCCGCAAACACCCUGCAACGUCCGAUUGGGUAAUUGGCCCGGUGGUGACUCUGAGAAUGAGGGUACUGUUCAGUGGGCUGGUGGCAAGGUAGACUACACCAAGGGCCCCUUCAACAUGACUGUUGCUAGCAUCAAGGUCACCAACUACUCGCCCGGCACUGAGUACCACUGGAAGGACAAGACCGGCUCUUUCGAGUCUAUCGAGGUUGUCAAUGCUGGCAACAAGGACGGUGCUCCUCAGAACACUGCUGUUCUUGAGUCUUCCGCAUCCGCCACUGGGUCUGGCGCGCCUCUUGAGUCUGGCUUCGCUGCUCCUACUGCUACUGGCAGCGCUUCAAAUGGCGGUCCUUCCAACGGCACCAGCACUACCUGCACUGAGGGUCAGCAGGGAGCUACCCCUACGCCUUCCAACCCCAGCAAAACC
This is a messenger RNA of Didymella exigua CBS 183.55, 1005 nucleotides long. Its product is annotated as glycoside hydrolase family 16 protein. NCBI's taxonomy places the organism in Eukaryota, Fungi, Ascomycota, Dothideomycetes, Pleosporales, Didymellaceae. Gene Ontology annotation, biological process: carbohydrate metabolic process; fungal-type cell wall organization. The record is from RefSeq and is a predicted model, not a curated record. The annotation marks the transcript as partial. Gene Ontology annotation, cellular component: fungal-type cell wall. Gene Ontology annotation, molecular function: glycosyltransferase activity; hydrolase activity, hydrolyzing O-glycosyl compounds. The transcript has 2 exons.